Frankliniella occidentalis (western flower thrips) is the source of this 6663-nucleotide messenger RNA. It is a transcript of the gene cac, whose product is annotated as voltage-dependent calcium channel type A subunit alpha-1. Gene Ontology annotation, molecular function: high voltage-gated calcium channel activity; calcium ion binding. Gene Ontology annotation, cellular component: membrane; voltage-gated calcium channel complex. Gene Ontology annotation, biological process: chemical synaptic transmission; calcium ion import across plasma membrane. The transcript has 39 exons. The coding region runs from base 512 to 6628 and encodes 2038 amino acids. Lineage: Eukaryota; Metazoa; Arthropoda; Insecta; Thysanoptera; Thripidae. The record is from RefSeq and is a predicted model, not a curated record.
CGCACGUGUCUACCACAGACAGCCUGCACGGCCGGCGGCGGCCGUCUUCGUGACUGUGUUGGCACCUCGCGCUCCGCGAAACUCGUGUCCCGUGGAGCCCUACCCUACAUCGAACUAAACGUUCGUCGAAUGCGCACGACUUUUGUCCCAGCUCAAAAUGAGAUAUUGCCCUUCAAUUGGUUUUUAGUGCUACGCACUACUAAACGUACCAAACUCAGUUUUUCGCAGAUUUUUCUUGGAACCCAGUCUACAUAGAAUCAGAGUGCCCAAAAAGCCCCUCCCCCUCCCCCGGUCUGUCUGUCUACUGGACUGUCCAGUUGUGAGACGAUGGUGGUGAGAAGGCAUCGAACUCUGCCUUUUUCUGCCGGCGACAGCCGCGCCCCGCCCGCCCUGCACUGCAACACCAGCGCCUCGCUAUCAGCUGACCGAGUGACAACGGCUCAGGCUGCUGCCGGCCGAGCCAGAAGAGGCGAGGAGGUUGCGGCCCGUCCCGCCGAGUGGUGAGCUCGCGAUGUCCGACCCCGAGACGAGUACCAGGGCCUCGUGGGGUUCCCCGGACGACUUAUGGCGGCUUGCCGGGGCGUGGUGCGAGGCCCACAUGCGGCCCUGGUCGGCGCCAGCCCCGCCGGUGAGGCCCACCGCCCCACCUCUCCCCUCUCCCGGAGACGAGUCUGAGCGCCCGCAGCAGCGAACAGAAGAGCAUGACGAAGAGGAGGAGGAGGAGGUGAUGGCCGCAGCGGUGGCGUUACUUAGCGGCCCGGAGGCUUCUGGAGGGGUGGAGGCUCCCACCAACGGCGGCCACCUCCCCUUUUACCGAGAGCGGUCGCUGUACUUCAAGCUUGGCAUCAGAGAGGCGCUGUACGGCCACGACGAAGAUGUGGAAAUGGGGGAAAUACGGCUGGCGGCGGCGCAGGAGGCAGCGGCUCAACACCGUGCAGGACGUGAGUCUCCGGGGGGCCUCCAGAGCAGCAUGGGGGGCCCUCACGGGGGCGGGGGCCACGGGCCCCCCCUCGACGGCCCCUCCUCGCUGUUUCUGUUCAACGAGGGGAAUCCCAUCCGCAAAUACACACGCUUCAUCAUCGAGUGGCCUCCGUUUGAGUAUGCCGUGCUGCUUACUAUUAUCGCCAACUGCGUGGUGCUCGCCUUGGAGGAGCACUUACCGGAGGGCGACAAGACCAUCUUGGCACAGAAACUGGAAAAGACGGAGCCGUACUUCCUGGGUAUCUUCUGUGUUGAAGCAUCCCUCAAAAUUUUAGCAUUAGGUUUUGCACUCCAUCGCGGUUCGUAUCUUCGUAACGUUUGGAACAUAAUGGAUUUCUUCGUAGUCGUCACUGGGUUCGUCACGCUCUUCGGUGCCACGGCUGACCCACAGAUUGACCUCAAGACCUUGAGGGCCAUCCGAGUGCUCAGGCCUCUCAAACUAGUGUCGGGAAUCCCUAGUUUACAAGUUGUGUUGAAAUCCAUCAUCAAAGCAAUGGCUCCCCUUCUUCAGAUUGGAUUGCUUGUGUUAUUUGCAAUUGUGAUCUUUGCCAUAAUUGGCUUAGAAUUUUAUUCUGGUGCUUUGCACAAAACAUGUUAUAAGCUAGAGGACUUGAAUGAAAUUGAUAAGGAGGGGGAAGCCGAAACACCGUGUAACACAGAUAAUAAAACUGAGGCUCCGACCGGUAGUUAUGUAUGCAAUUCCAAUACAUCAACAUGUUUAGAAGAGUGGGAUGGACCUAAUUUUGGCAUCACAUCGUUCGACAAUAUAGGAUUUGCUAUGCUCACUGUGUUCCAAUGCAUCACAAUGGAAGGCUGGACUACUAUUUUGUAUUGGACAAAUGAUGCACUAGGCAGCACUUUCAAUUGGAUUUACUUUGUUCCCCUUAUUGUUUUGGGGUCUUUCUUCAUGCUCAACUUAGUUCUUGGUGUUCUUAGUGGUGAAUUUGCUAAGGAGAGAGAAAAGGUGGAGAAUCGACAAACUUUCCUAAAGCUGCGAAGGCAUGCCCAGCUUGAAAAAGAACUCAACGGCUACGUAGACUGGAUCUGCAAAGCGGAGGAAGUUAUACUCGCCGAAGAAAGAACAACCGAGGAGGAAAGAAUGCACAUCAUAGAAGCUAGGAGAAGGGCUGCUGCCAAAAGAAAGAAACUAAAAAACUUAGGAAAAAGUAAAAGCACUGAUACUGAAGAAGAGGCUGAGGAAGAAGAGGAUGAUGGGGAGGGUGAGUGCGCUGACGAUGAUAUCUCAGGCUACUCAAGAACCUCAUAUCUGAAAACAAAAGUUAAAAGUAAAGGAGCUUGUGUAGACUUUUGGAGAGCUGAGAAGAGGUUUAGAUUUUGGAUACGACAUACCGUAAAAACCCAAGGCUUUUAUUGGUUUGUCAUUGUUUUGGUGUUCUUUAACACCGUUUGCGUAGCUGUUGAACAUUACAAUCAACCUCGUUUUCUUACUGAUUUCCUACAGUAUGCUGAAUGGGGUUUCUUAGGACUUUUUAUGAUGGAGAUGUUCAUCAAAAUGUACGCGUUGGGGCCACGUAUAUAUUUUGAAUCGGCCUUCAACCGUUUCGACUGCGUAGUUAUCAGUGGAUCUAUCUUUGAAGUUAUUUGGCAAAGUCUAAAAUCGGGAUCAUUUGGGCUCUCAGUCCUCCGAGCACUCAGACUGCUAAGGAUAUUUAAAGUUACAAAAUACUGGUCGUCUUUACGUAAUUUGGUCAUAUCACUGCUCAAUUCAAUGCGCUCGAUCAUCUCCUUGCUGUUCCUUCUCUUCCUUUUCAUCCUCAUAUUUGCUCUAUUGGGAAUGCAAUUAUUUGGUGGCCAGUUCAACUUUCCUAAUGGCACUCCACCAACCAACUUUAAUACAUUCCCCAUUGCACUUCUCACUGUCUUCCAAAUUCUCACAGGAGAGGACUGGAAUGAGGUGAUGUACCAAGGUAUCCAGUCACAAGGUGGACCUCAAAAGGGUAUGGUCUAUUCCUUGUAUUUCAUUGUGCUAGUGCUCUUUGGCAACUACACCCUCCUAAACGUCUUCCUUGCUAUCGCUGUUGACAACUUGGCAAAUGCACAAGAGCUUACAGCUGCUGAGGAGGAGCAAGAGGAAGAGGAUAAGGAGAAGCAACAAAUGGAACUUGAAAAAGAAAUGGAAGCACUACAUGGACCUGAUGGUAACAAACUUGAUAUAACAUCGCCAUCUCCAUCCCACCCACACGGUAAAAAGGGUAAAAAGAAUGACGAUGACAAAAAAGAAGAGGAGGAAAUCGUUGGACCCAAACCUAUGCUGCCUUACUCAUCAAUGUUCAUUUUAUCGCCAACAAAUUCCGUUCGUAGAGCAGCUCAUUGGGUUGUUAACCUUAGAUACUUUGACUUCUUCAUUAUGGUGGUAAUCAGUUUAAGCAGCAUAACUCUAGCCGCAGAAGACCCUGUUGAUGAAGGUUCACACAGAAAUGAUGUGCUGAAUGUUCUUGAUCAUGUUUUCACCAGCGUUUUUGCCGUUGAAAUGUUGUUAAAGAUACUUGAUUUAGGGGUUAUUUUACACCCUGGAUCAUAUCUUCGGGAGUUCUGGAAUAUAAUGGAUGCUGUUGUGGUCAUUUGUGCUGGUGUUUCCAUUGGUUUUGACCUAGCGGGGUCUUCUGCCGGUUCAAAUUUAUCAACUAUUAAAUCACUAAGAGUGUUGAGAGUUUUAAGGCCUUUGAAGACCAUUAAGAGAGUUCCAAAACUGAAAGCGGUCUUUGACUGUGUUGUAAAUUCUCUUAAAAAUGUGAUCAAUAUUCUUAUUGUAUAUAUUCUCUUUCAAUUCAUUUUUGCCGUAAUUGCCGUUCAAUUGUUCAAUGGAAAAUUCUUCUGGUGCAACGAUGAAAGUAAAUUUACAAGUGCUGAAUGCAAGGGCUAUUACUUUGUAUAUGAUAACAGUGAUCAAUUGCCAAGAGCAGAAAAAAGAGUUUGGCAGAAGCAGCAUUUUCACUAUGAUAAUGUUAUGGCUGCUAUGCUUACUUUAUUUGCUGUUCAAACUGGCGAAGGAUGGCCACAGGUUUUACAAAAUUCCAUGGCGGCUACUUACGAAAAUACUGGACCUAUUCAAAAUUUUCGUAUUGAGAUGUCUAUUUUCUACAUAGUGUACUUCAUUGUCUUUCCUUUCUUCUUUGUGAAUAUCUUCGUUGCGUUGAUCAUUAUCACAUUUCAAGAACAAGGAGAAGCAGAAUUACAAGAUGGUGAAAUUGACAAAAACCAGAAAUCCUGUAUCGAUUUUACUAUUCAAGCCCGUCCUCUUGAAAGAUACAUGCCAAAGGAGCGGAAUAGUGUCAAAUAUAAGAUAUGGAGGAUAGUAGUAUCCACUCCUUUUGAAUACUUCAUUAUGAUUCUGAUUGUGUGCAACACUCUUCUUCUAAUGAUGAAGUUCCACGAUGCGCCAGCCCUGCUCCUCGACAUUCUCACUCUUAUGAACUCCAUCUUCACAUUUUUGUUUCUUCUUGAGUGUAUACUAAAACUAAUCGCGUUUGGAUGUAAGAAUUACUUCAAGGAUGCUUGGAACACAUUUGACUUUGUCACUGUAGUUGGCAGCAUCGUGGAUGCCAUGGUUAUUGAGCUUGGGGAACUCCAAGAUAAGGCAAAUAUCACCUCGACUAAUUCAAUCAAUGUUGGAUUUCUGCGCCUUUUUCGAGCCGCCCGCCUUAUCAAACUUUUACGGCAAGGUUACACAAUUCGUAUUCUGCUGUGGACAUUUGUUCAGUCUUUUAAGGCCUUGCCGUACGUCUGCCUGUUGAUAGCCAUGCUCUUCUUCAUCUAUGCCAUCAUAGGAAUGCAGGUGUUUGGGAACAUGGAAUGUGACCCCAACUCGGCCUUCAAUCGUCAUAACAACUUUCAGACAUUCUUCGGUGCUCUUUUACUUCUUUUCCGGUGCGCUACCGGUGAAUCAUGGCCAAACAUUAUGUUGUCAUGUAUUAAAGGCAAACCAUGUGACCCUAAAGCAAAAAAGACAGGGGAAACCUGUGGCUCAAAUCUUGCCUAUGCUUACUUUGUUUCUUUUAUAUUUUUCUGCUCCUUUCUUAUGUUAAAUUUAUUCGUUGCUGUCAUUAUGGACAACUUUGAUUACUUGACUCGUGAUUCAUCAAUUCUUGGUGCUCAUCAUCUUGACGAAUUUGUUCGAAUUUGGGCUGAAUACGAUCCAAAUGCCACGGGAAGAAUUUUGUAUUCUGAGAUGUAUGAUAUGCUGAAGAAUAUGGAUCCACCUCUUGGCUUUGGUAACAAGUGUCCAAAUCGAUUAGCAUAUAAAAAAUUAAUUCGCAUGAAUAUGCCUAUGGACGCUGAGGGAAGAGUGCAAUUCACAACAACUCUUUUUGCUUUAAUAAGAGAGAAUCUGAACAUCAAAGUUCGUGCAGCUGAUGAAAUGGAACAAGCUGAUGAAGAAUUACGUCAAACCAUACAAAAAAUUUGGCCUUUGCAAGCAAAAAAGAUGUUGGAUCUUCUUAUUCCCAGGCGCGAAGAACUAGGUAGGAACAAAAUGACUGUGGGAAAGGUGUAUGUUUCUCUACUCAUCAUUGAAAAUUGGCGAGCGAUGAAAACCAGCGCCGGAAGUGGACAACAAGGCUUUCGUGGUCAUAGUCCUUCAAAUGAGGCGGGAACAGAAGCAAGCGAUCAUCGGAUGUCCCAAGAAUCUCUUGUGGACCAGCAGCACCUGCAUCCCGAUAGUUAUGGAAUGCAUCGGACAGGGUCCAGGUCUAGAUCUCCUAGUUUAAGGCAUCGGGGACGGUCACCAACUCCUAUCGGCCGGGCGUCCUCGCCUCACGGUAGACAUCAUUACAGGCAUCCUCAUCAUCAUGAAAUCGGAUUUAGUGAUACAGUUUCAAAUGUGGUUGACUUUGUCAAGCAUGAACAUAGAAGGCAUCAUCCAAGAACAAGAGUGUUGUGUUCCCCCCCGCCAGGCUCCUGGUCAGCGUCCACCAGCCCCGCGCGCUCCCCCAGCCCCGCGCGCUCCCACAGCCCCAGCCCACGGAACAACGGGCUUGGUCACCGCUACGGGACCACCAGUUUGGAGCAGCGGUCGCGCUCCCCCAGUCCGGGUGCGGGGGCGAGGGGGAGCGGCGGGGCUCACCACCGCAUGGCGCCUUCCAUGGGGCAACACCACCACCACCACCUGCACCACCUGCCGCGCCCGCCCUCCGGGGCGAUACCGGCACCCCACUCGGGCUUCGGCCCCCACGGCGGCCACCACGGAGGCCACCACGGCCUCAGUGGCCUGGACCCUCCACAGCCCCUGCCACUGCGGCCGCAGCAGCAUAGCUACCCCGUGCUCGUGACGCGCCGCGGGCAGGGGCGCCGCCUCCCGCCGACUCCGAGCAAACCAUCAACGUUGCAGCUGCGGCCAGCGCCCAUCAACUUCCCGCAGCUGAACGCGUCGCCGACGCACUACCCCCUGCCGCAGCUGCCACCGCCCCCGCGGGACCCAUCGGUGCCCGCAUACUGCCCGCUCAGCUUCGAGCAGGCCGUCGCCAUAGGCCGUGGCGGCAGACUUUUACCCUCACCCGUGCCCAAUGGGUACAAGCCGGGUGGGCCUGGAGCCGGGGGCCCGCACGGGCCGCACUCGGGCCAGGCCCAGCCUCCUCCCCACCGCAAGCGAAGCCGGCACUCGGACUCUGACGACGAUGACUGGUGCUAGCCCAGCGCCUCGCCCGCAAUCGGCACCCCACCCCC